Molecule: messenger RNA, 1009 nt
Organism: Leptonychotes weddellii (Weddell seal)
Lineage: Eukaryota; Metazoa; Chordata; Mammalia; Carnivora; Phocidae
Source: RefSeq, a predicted model, not a curated record
UUGAAUUAAAUUUGUGAGCUAAGUUUCUGAAAGUACAGCUCAUUUCAGGGAUAUUUUCUUACAUAGUAUAGGAACCAUGCUGUGUUUUCCAUUCUAUAUGGUUUAUCUUACCUGCCUUGUUUGUUCCUUUAUAGCUUCCUCAAAAAUAGAUUUAGAUCACUGAUAAUUAACAUAUUCUGUCAUUCUUUCAGAUUCGAAUGAAAGGGUCCCUUCCUUCAUUGAGUCCUUUCCCUCAGUCAUUACUUAAUUACUGUAAAGGAGGUGUAGCAUUCUUUCGACCUGGAGCAGCUGGAGACCACAAGCUUGAUGAAGUUUCCAUUAAAGCAAUAGGUUGCUUCAGAGAACUUUGUGCUUUGUGUUGGAUGCUACAUAUUCGUGAUAAGUUAUCCUAUAGUUGCAGGCAGUAUCAGAAAGCAAGAGAAAAUGUGGAGGGAAAAAAGGACCUCGAAGUGGAGUUUGAUUCUUGUAUGGUUGAGCACUGCCUCAGUGCAGUGGAGUGGGCGUACAGAAUGCUGCCCUUCUCUCGGUUUUCUGAUAUUGAAGAACUUAUUCAGGAUCUAAUUUUGAGCCUUAUUGGAGAACUGCCACCAAUCAGAAAGGUAGCAGAAAUUUUUGUGAAAGCAUUUCCCAAUCCUGAAGACAUAAGGGUUCCUUUAAGAGAAAAAUAUCACUCUCUUCAGCAGAGACUCAGACACUGUGUUGUGAAAGGUCCCCAAACUGAGGAAAUGAUGUCUGUUAUUAUGCAUUCUAUACAUAAAGUGAGAGUGAAAGCCCUAAAACGUGUGCAGAGAAAUAUAGGUUCUUUUGAGAUGAAUAUCUGGGAACCAGUUGAAGAAGAAAAACCAGCUGAGGUUCCAGGUUUUGAUAGGUUUUCCCUAGGAACUAGUUUGAGCAGGAGCACACUCACCGAACUGGGGAAUUCUCUAGUCCACAGUGAUGCAGAUACAGCAGACACCUUCUCGGAAGCAUUGUCAGUUGAAGAAAAAAGUAGGAUACGUGUCUAUCAAAG